Molecule: messenger RNA, 3160 nt
Organism: Onychostoma macrolepis
Lineage: Eukaryota; Metazoa; Chordata; Actinopteri; Cypriniformes; Cyprinidae
Product: proton-coupled zinc antiporter SLC30A1-like
Exons: 2
Coding region: 241-1746 (501 amino acids)
Biological process (GO): zinc ion transmembrane transport; intracellular zinc ion homeostasis; detoxification of zinc ion
Cellular component (GO): membrane; Golgi apparatus; endoplasmic reticulum
Molecular function (GO): calcium channel inhibitor activity; zinc ion transmembrane transporter activity
Source: RefSeq, a predicted model, not a curated record
GCGUUCAGCCAAUCGCAUGCGAGUGUGGGCGUGGCCUGACGCUAAACGUGUUCCGUGUGGAAAGUUCACCGGUCCGGGUGCAAAGUUUCAGCCGUCUGCAGACGAGAGACAGAAGACGAGCACAAAAACCGGAUCAAAGAGUCGCUUACCGUCUGCCGGCGUGAACGAGUUCAGUUAUGGGAUAUUAACCCGAAGUGGUAUCGUGUUCAUUUACAGCUUUGUUCGUCUGGCGGCGGAAUCAUGGCCUGCGCGCCGAACCGGGUUCGCUUGCUCUGCAUGCUGUCGCUCACCUUCGGCUUUUUCAUCGUGGAGGUGGUGGUGAGCCGGAUCACGUCUUCUCUAGCGAUGCUGUCGGACUCCUUUCAUAUGCUGUCGGACGUGAUCGCGCUGGUCGUGGCUCUGGUGGCGGUGCGUUUCGCGGAGCAGACCCAGUCCACCAACAAAAACACGUUCGGCUGGAUCCGGGCCGAGGUGAUGGGCGCGCUGGUCAACGCCGUGUUCCUCACCGCGCUCUGCUUCACCAUCAUCCUGGAGGCCGUCGAGCGCUUCACGGAGCCCCAUGAGAUCGAGAAGCCCGAGGUGGUGAUUGGGGUGGGGGCUGCGGGGCUGCUAGUCAAUCUGGUUGGGCUCUGUCUCUUUCAUGGGCACGCCGGAGGCGGCGGACACGGCCAUUCCCAUGGAGGACACGGCCACGGCCACGGGGGACACAAAAAACACAAGAACGGGAAGGUGCGCCGGUGUGAGACGCUGGAGGAUAGUCGGUCCGCGGGCGAGGAGACCAAUAAUCUGGUCGGGAAUCAGAACAACAGCCCUAAUGGCGUUAAUCCGGACAGGAGCAGAGCCGGUAAAUCGGAGAUGUGUCACAGUGACAGCCUGGAUUUGCAGAUUAACGGCAGCGCUCCGUACGAAGAGCUCGAGAAUGGACACGACUCGGCAUCCCAGCUCAACAUGCGGGGUGUUUUCCUGCACGUGCUGGGCGACGCUCUCGGCUCUGUUAUCGUGGUAAUCAACGCCAUCAUCUUCAUAGUGGUAUGGAAUCCAUGCGAGCCGGGCAAAAUCUGCAAGAACCCUUGUGUGGGUCAACAUUGCGCAGACCAUUCACUCAAUAUCAGCAGUGCAGUAACUAACGGCACCAUAAUAGCAGGACCCUGUUGGGUGCUUUAUCUUGACCCCACGCUCUGCAUCAUUAUGGUCUGUAUCCUCCUCUACACCACAUACCCGUUGUUGAAGGAGUCUGCACUUAUCCUGCUACAGACCGUGCCCAAGCAAAUCGACAUGCAUCGGCUCAAUGCUCGCCUGCGGGAACUGGAUGGCGUGUUGGCGGUGCACGAGCUGCACAUCUGGCAGCUGGCGGGCAGUCGCAUAAUCGCCACCGCACACAUCAAAUGCCAUGACCCCACGUCCUACAUGGACGUAGCCAAGCGUAUCAAGGACUUUUUCCACGAUGAGGGCAUCCACGCUACAACCAUUCAACCAGAAUUUGUAACGGUAAACUCUGAGUCUCGUGCUUCGCUCUGCGAGCUCUCCUGUAGAACGCAGUGCGCCCCAAAGCUCUGCUGUGGUGCUGUUGAUUCCGCAAAGCCUCCUGAUGAAGCUGUAGAUGCAAAGAAAUCGUGUGAAACCAAAACCCCAACGGUAACCAGUACCUCUGCUACAUCUCUGGAGAUCAUCAGCGAGUCUGUGGAGGAAACAAGCAGGCCAGAAUCCAUUGUAAUCAUGACUAGGGAGGUGGAAUCGUCAUUGUGAGCGAGAGGCAGGUUAGAGACAGAACAUUCUGUUCUGUUAAGGGUACCGAUGUGUAUUGGAUCAGCUGACUGAUUUCUGCCAUGCUGUGAGAAGAACUGAGCCCAAACACACUCAUGAUAACACACAUACACCACACAGCCCUAUAUCUCAGAUACCACACCAACAUACAGACAAUAUAAAUAGGCUGGAGAGCAAGGCUGGCCUCCUCUGCAUGUGUGUUUACUGCAUCGUCUGAUUGGUGUGUCCGUGCCAAAGCUUCUCUUCAUACAGGACAUCAGACACUUGUGUCCUUCCUGUGGAUGUAAUGCAACGACAAGCAAUUUUAACGUUCAGCUGGUGGACCAAGUGGAAAUGUCUGGACCAGUUUUUUCUACCCAUAUGUGUUUUCUGUUUUAUUCUUCACACUUUAUUGAUUUUCUUAGUCCUAUUCAAACUUUCAAUUUUGUGAGAGAUGUAAUAAUUUAUGUAUUUAAGUUAUUGGUAAUUUUUUUUUUUUUUUUUUUUUUUUCCAAAGAGCUUUUUGUAAGAUUAGAUAUGAUAUUAGAGGUUUAAGAAAAAAAAAGCUUCUUGCUUCUUUCACAACAAAUGAUCUAUGCUUUAACCGAGAGUAUUUUUAGAUGAUGUUUUCAAAGAUUGCUGUUCAAUCUUUCACUUUUUUUAGAUGAUCUCUUUUAUUAGACAUCAGAAGAAGUGUCGACAGUACUUCACCAUGCCUAUAAUUCAAACUGCUGUGUUAUAGCACUGAAUCUAGUCAGUGUAGGAACUAGACAAACCUUCUCUUAUUGGUUUUUAUAAAAGCUGAUGCCUUGUUUGUUCUGUUGUUGUCAAUCAAAACAAGCUGUAAAAAAAAAAAAAAGUUUUUUUUUUUUUGGGGGGGGGGACUGCUGGAGGGUGACAUGUUUUGUCCAUGCUGUCGUAAAAUUGAAGGGACCUCCUCAGAUUUGUGGAAAACAUUAAUUUGUGCAUGACCAAAUAUACUUGUGGUUAUAUGGAAAGCUUUUAAAAACCAAGCAAAAUUUGUAAACCAAAAGACAAGGGAGUCCCUUUCUGAAAUGCACAGUAGUAGGUUUGGGUUGAACGCAUCAUUUGGGGUGUCGCACAGUCUACUCAGUGGCCUUCAUUGGGGAAAAACAUAUAUCAGCUCUUCACGACACUAUUUAUAUCUGCAAACUUUAGCAUUUGGUGAAAAUAUGCAAUUUAUGAAAAACAGAAAUACUACUAGUCUUUAUUAUUAGUCGUUUAGUGAAUUUCUUAGAAAUCUGUAGAAGAAAGAUGAGCUUUCACUAUAAAUGUGCUGACGGAGUGUUUGUAUCACUGAGGAUUUUAAAAGUACCAUGCCAGCGGAAAUGUUUUUUGAUAUAUUACUGUAAAAUGUGUUAUUGUGAAUUAAACAUGCUUGUUUGGUACUGUUCAA